AUGUCAGACAAGUCGGGUCUGUGUCGGUGCAGUCGCACGGAUUGUGUGGCAAAGAAGUCAUCCAAGAGUCAGACCACAAAAGAGGAUCCAUUCGUGCCGUUAAGACUCCUGUCGUGCGGACACUCUGUCUGCGAGUUAUGUCUUCUGGAGAUCUGUCGCCAACACAAAGAGUUCGUCAAGUGUUGGGUCUGUGCUGUCAUCACAAACAUCGGCGACACUGUCUCCAGGAGUGUCACCCAAAACGAGUCCGACAUCAAGAAGUGGACGGACGCCACGACCAUAACUCCCGCACAAGUGAUGCGUUUCGACACAAACCUCUUUCCUCUGGAUUUGUAUCAAUUGGGUCUCGGAGUGGAUUGCGGUGUCAUUACAGCCACAAAGACACCGGAACUGUUGGACUUAGACUUAGACGACGAUUCGCCCACCGCUUCCACCUCUCUGUCGGUGUUGACCAACACAUCCGACAAUAAUCUAUCGCAAGACGACAUUAUUAUGAAGACAAUCACAUCUCGGAUCCCGAAGACGGCGCCCAUUAAAUUCCAAGAGUCCAUCCAAAACGGCGUCAAAUCCUUUAUGGACUUGUCGUCCAAUCAUAUGUCUAUCAAAAGAGCCGCCGAUGAGACGAAAGAGUGGUUCCGGAGCUCAAAGUUGACCACAAAAGAGAUGUUUCAUAGAUUCCAUUCAUUGCUUCAGAUAAGAGAGAAAGAGUUUUUACAAGAGAUGGACGACAUGGAGGAGACGCGUCAGCAGGAGUUACAAGUCUUCAUGAAUGAGAUUCUGACCAAACGGUCGGACAUUAAGAACAAACUCAUGAAAAGCAGUCACACCAAUACCGACAGAGAGCGGAUCCAACUCCAGAAGUCGAUCGACCAGUUGGUCAACGACUCAAAACCCGUUGCAAUAGAAUCGCCACAAAAUGACUUCAGGUUUGUAUUUGAGACCACAGUCGAGGAUCAGCUCAAGACAUACGGCAAACUCGAGAGACUGCGGACUGCGGCAGCGAUCGCAUCAGAGCCUGAAAGGUCUGAAGAGAUUACCAAAUAUGUGAGUCUCAGUGACGACGAGGAAGAGGUUCCCGAAGAGGGUAUACCAAUGGUGACUGAGGAGCAAAGCGAUGACACCAUCAACAGAGAAGUGGUUCACGUGAUACACAUCGAGAGUCCCAACAAGUUCUACGUGCAGAAGGUGUCGGACAGAGAGAAGUUUGAGAUAAUGAACGAAACGAUAGCCAAAGUGUGUACGUCUGCCUACAACCACCCGCCCUCUGUGGACGCCAUCCCUCCGGGAGAGUCUCUGUUUGUGUACUCAAACGUCAAGAAGUGUUGGUGCAGAGCAGAGCUCACCCUUUUAAUCGAUGACUUGGUGUGUCCGCUCACACGUGACCCUACAUUCCAGGCGAAUGUCUUUCUCGUUGACUACGGAGUGUCCGAACGGGUCGACUGGUAUAACGUGCGCGAGAAGAAGAGCGAGUGGUUCGACGCCCGUAAAUACCCGGCCUUUGCCUACAAGUGCUCGCUGUAUAACGUGAGACCGCAUCAGACCACCAGUUCUCGAGUCACUGAAUGGAGUUCUGAAGCCAAACGACUGUUUUAUUUGUACGUUAAGAAGAACUCUUUGAUUUUGAUAAGUAUUGAGAGUCAGAAUGACUGCAAAUACGUGGAUCUCAUCCAUUAUGAUGUGCCAGAAGUGACGUAUCCGAUCCCGUCUGUGAUAGAGGUGUUGAUCAAAAACAAUUGCGCCGAUAUGUCGGCCACUGAUAAGCUAGACUUCAGCUCUUAUUGUCGACAGAAAAGCCAAACAAAUCGAUUCAAAAGAGAGGAAUUGCCCAAAACUAUGAGGACUGUGUCGGUGUUGGUGUCACACAUUGAGACUCCCGACAGGUUCUACGUUCAGCUCCAGAGACAACACACGGCUCUCAUGCAAAUGAUUGAUAGCUUAAACAAAACCUAUACCGAAGAAAACGAUGGCAUUUAUACGUAUUACUGCCCCAAAGCCAACAUCCCCUGCGCGGCCCUCUUCUCUGGCGACAACAAGUACUACAGGGCUCUCAUCAUUCGCGUGAAGGCCACUGAUUCGCUCAUCAGAUUUGUGGACUUCGGGAACCAACAGUGGAUUAGGAAUACAAACCUCAGACUACUGAAGGACUCAUUCUUCGAGUUACCCCAACAGGCGAUUAUCUGCGGACUCAUUCACGUGGAGCCCACGCAUGGUUUCAAAUGGAGUGAAGAGGUGAUUGACUUUUUCCGGAUCGCUAUCUCCAACGAUAGGGGACCGCAGAUACUGACGAUGUCUGCCCACGAUAUACAGCGCACGAACGCUAAUGAGGAGAAGCUGAUGGUUGUGCUCAGGAGUUUCGACGGCAACGUCACUGGAGUUAAAGUGAACGAAUUGAUGGUGAAGAGUGGUAAGGCUCACAGCACUGGCGCCCACUCGAGGGCCGAUGAGGGCGAUAGGAUGGGCUCUCAGGAGUCAUUGGUCUCGUCUUUUACGCGCAUUUCCAGUGUCGAGAGUCUCAAUACAGUGAACCCGGUCUCCAAUAUGGCGCAGAAGAAGGUGUCGGCGCUUAUUAUAUUACAAGAGUUGGUUGAGCGACACGUGCGCUCCAAUUCAGACAAACGCACGUCACUUAUCAACGUGAAAGUGACUCAAAUGGCAACUCCCGACCAUUUCUAUAUUCAAAUUAUUAAACUUGAAGUUAAGGACUACACGGAAGCCCAGGACACGGAACUACACAAUGAGUACUCGUCUUCCAGGCAUCCAUUGAUGGCAGGCAUUGAAUACAAUGAUAAGGAUUUGUGCGCUUUUAAAGAGGAAAAUGAAUGGAAAAGAGGAGAAGUGAUCACUUGUUUGACUCAAUUGGAAGGCAAUUCUGAACCACAAGAGCCGACAUACUCUGUGUUUGCCAUCGAUUACGGCACUAAACAUACCGUCAAAGUCUCUCAAAUGCGUCCAUUGACUGCUCAGUUCCAAAAGGACGGCGCGUAUGCUGUCAAGUGUCGCCUUCACGGCCUUAAGCCGACAGGUGGUGACCGGUGGUCGGCCACAGCCAGAGAUAAGUGCCAAGACUUUCUCGCUCACGAAGACAUGUAUGUUCUCAUCAAAAACGAUGCCAUCGAAAGCGAGCCAAUUCCUGUGAAACUAUACUUCAAAGAGACCGUAAUUCCGGGCGCCUUCAAGAGACAGAGGACUGUCUAUACGAGUCUCAAUCAGAUUCUCAUAGAUAAUGGGUUGGCCUAUAAAUGUAGAGCAGAUUCGUCCGCCAAUAGCACUGUCAGUGCAGAGAGUGAUGACGACAUGUCCAUCAAUAGUGAUGUUCCCAACGAAAGGCGCGAAAUGCCGAUCUCUCUCUUCACGACCACUGAAAGCAUUUUGGAGUGUCUGAGCAAACGAUACAAACCGGACACCAAUCAAAUCGGACCCGAAUUCAAGUAUUUGCCUGAAGUGUAUCCAAACGGUACCACUUUCUUUGCAAUCGCCACAGAAUUUGUGGUCAACAACGAGUUCCACAUAUCAUUCCGUCAGUUCCACGAGAAUAUGGAAGUGCAACCAAACACACAAAUAGAGAAUCAGAUUAUGGAGACAUUGAAAGAGAAGGGAGAGUUCGCCCCAUUUGGCGGACCCUUCAGUAAAGGCAACGCCUGCACCGCUUAUUUCGAUUACGAUAAGACAUGGAAUCGGGCCGAGAUUGUAGGCGUCGUCCAGGGAAAGGACAGUCAGUCGCGACUUAUUAUCAAAUACGUUGAUUACGGCAAUCAAGAGUCGAUUCUUGUGGACAGACUUAGUUCUGAAGUGUUUGGUAGAAAUACACCGAAACUGGCGAUCAGGUGUCACAUGAUUAACAUUAAACCCCGCGAUGAUGAGGCGGACAAAGCGAUCCGGGAUCUUAUAUAUCAUAAGGUAUUGGAUCACAAGUGCCGCUACUUUUGGGAAGUAAGUACUCAUUGAACUCUUAUUUGUUGACAUUGUGUUGACUAUACUAUUUGAAUGAUUUGUUAGAACUUUCCCACAACGGAUCCCAUGAAAGUGAGUGUCGAUAUAAAAGAGGACAACAGUUAUACGUCUCUCGUCGCACAUCUCGAUGCACUCAACCUCUUGGCCGCUGACGCCAACGAAGAGAGUGAUGCCGUCGCAGAGUAUAUGAACAUUGAGGCCAUCAUUGGACAGACAUAUGGCUUAUAUCCCAUUGUAUUCGAAGUGAAUCGUUGGUACGAAGUGGUCGUGUCCUACGAGUUGGCCAACAAGUAUACAUUUUUUAAUGUAUGUGAAGUGCAGUCACCUGUUAAUAGGGAGCACAUCAUCAAUGAUGAACACAAAGCCUUCCUUAAUAUGUUGGACAAUAUGAGACGGGAUGUCAACACUUAUCAUCGGCUCUACACUGUCACUGAGGGUGCGCCCUGUUUGGCCUACUAUAUGGAGGACCAGACGUGGUAUAGAGGACUCAUAGUUAGUGUCAAAACUGAUGAACGCAAAGCUCUGGUCUAUUACAUUGACUACGGAAACAAUGAAUGGGUUGACUUCAAAGAUCUUAAAGUGAUACACAAACAACACAUGAAGCCGAGGGCGCACUCAGUGUUCUGCGAACUGUUUAACGUAAAGCCACCCAAAAACCAGUUGUGGUCUAAAUGUUUGGAUCUUUCAAAGAAAAUAACCCAUCAUUUGACUCAUUUAUCGGAAACGGGAGGCAUUUUUGCCCGCUUUAAGAACAAUACAUAUCCUCUGAAAAUCGAUUUAUACACCAAGUCGUUGAGAACCCCCACUACACCCGACCGUCACGUCUUUCAAAGCUUUGUGGACAAGGGUUUGCUUGAGUUCUGUGAUCCCAGAGAUGUGUGGCGCCCACCCAUUGAAACCCAGCAGAGUUAUCGCGCGUCCAAUGCUGUGAGAGUGAAAACUGAGCCCACAUUCUGAUUGAAUCUCAUUAGAAAUCCUAAUUAUUAAUUUUUCUUAAUUAUUAUCGUUUUGUUAUAAAC
Messenger RNA from Oppiella nova, 4970 nucleotides. The record is from the annotation of a GenBank genome assembly. Lineage: Eukaryota; Metazoa; Arthropoda; Arachnida; Sarcoptiformes; Oppiidae.